AUGCUCUCGGGGAGCACUCCUGCCUCCCUGCCCAGCCCCGGGUACCGGCGCAUCCCGGGAGGAUGGAUGCUCUCGGGGAGCACUCCUGCCUCCCUGCCCAGCCCCGGGUACCGGCGCAUCCCGGGAGGAUGGAUGCUCUCGGGGAGCACUCCUGCCUCCCUGCCCAGCCCCGGGUACCGGCGCAUCCCGGGAGGAUGGAUGCUCUCGGGGAGCACUCCUGCCUCCCUGCCCAGCCCCGGGUACCGGCGCAUCCCGGGAGGAUGGAUGCUCUCGGGGAGCACUCCUGCCUCCCUGCCCAGCCCCGGGUACCGGCGCAUCCCGGGAGGAUGGAUGCUCUCGGGGAGCACUCCUGCCUCCCUGCCCAGCCCCGGGUACCGGCGCAUCCCGGGAGGAUGGAUGCUCUCGGGGAGCACUCCUGCCUCCCUGCCCAGCCCCGGGUACCGGCGCAUCCCGGGAGGAUGGAUGCUCUCGGGGAGCACUCCUGCCUCCCUGCCCAGCCCCGGGUACCGGCGCAUCCCGGGAGGAUGGAUGCUCUCGGGGAGCACUCCUGCCUCCCUGCCCAGCCCCGGGUACCGGCGCAUCCCGGGAGGAUGGAUGCUCUCGGGGAGCACUCCUGCCUCCCUGCCCAGCCCCGGGUACCGGCGCAUCCCGGGAGGAUGGAUGCUCUCGGGGAGCACUCCUGCCUCCCUGCCCAGCCCCGGGUACCGGCGCAUCCCGGGAGGAUGGAUGCUCUCGGGGAGCACUCCUGCCUCCCUGCCCAGCCCCGGGUACCGGCGCAUCCCGGGAGGAUGGAUGCUCUCGGGGAGCACUCCUGCCUCCCUGCCCAGCCCCGGGUACCGGCGCAUCCCGGGAGGAUGGAUGCUCUCGGGGAGCACUCCUGCCUCCCUGCCCAGCCCCGGGUACCGGCGCAUCCCGGGAGGAUGGAUGCUCUCGGGGAGCACUCCUGCCUCCCUGCCCAGCCCCGGGUACCGGCGCAUCCCGGGAGGAUGGAUGCUCUCGGGGAGCACUCCUGCCUCCCUGCCCAGCCCCGGGUACCGGCGCAUCCCGGGAGGAUGGAUGCUCUCGGGGAGCACUCCUGCCUCCCUGCCCAGCCCCGGGUACCGGCGCAUCCCGGGAGGAUGGAUGCUCUCGGGGAGCACUCCUGCCUCCCUGCCCAGCCCCCGGGAGCCCGGAGGGACUGUCCCGCGUGUCCCGGAGAUGCUGGCCGGGGCUGCCGUGGCCAUCUGCUGCCACCUCCCGUCCGGAGCGCGAUGUCUGGGGGAGCACACGGGAAACCACCUCCAGCCUUCAGGCAUGGCAUUGCCAUCUCCUUGA
Messenger RNA from Ficedula albicollis (Collared flycatcher), 1314 nucleotides. Its product is annotated as tetra-peptide repeat homeobox protein 1-like. The transcript has a single exon. Lineage: Eukaryota; Metazoa; Chordata; Aves; Passeriformes; Muscicapidae. The record is from RefSeq and is a predicted model, not a curated record. The coding region runs from base 1 to 1314 and encodes 437 amino acids.